Messenger RNA from Lachancea lanzarotensis, 1278 nucleotides. It is a transcript of the gene FMP48, whose product is annotated as LALA0S15e00342g1_1. The record is from RefSeq and is a predicted model, not a curated record. Gene Ontology annotation, biological process: mitotic DNA damage checkpoint signaling; protein phosphorylation. Bases 1 to 1278 code for a protein of 425 amino acids. NCBI's taxonomy places the organism in Eukaryota, Fungi, Ascomycota, Saccharomycetes, Saccharomycetales, Saccharomycetaceae. Gene Ontology annotation, cellular component: nucleus; cytoplasm. The transcript has a single exon. Gene Ontology annotation, molecular function: protein serine/threonine kinase activity; ATP binding.
AUGUUCACGAAGCUGUCGAAGAUUCAAAGCGGAUCUUUCAGCACCGUAUAUCGGGCGUACGACUCAAUCUCACAGCAGGAUGUGGCCCUCAAGAUCGUAGAAAAGCCUACAGAUUCGGCCAUGGCUGAAAAGCUGGCCCGGCUCGUUGCAGCUGAAUAUGAUAUCCUUUUGGCACUCGGUUGCGAUCAUCCUAACGUGUGUGCACUUCUAGACUUCUAUGAACGUGACACUUGCUACGUAUUUGUCAUGGAGUUUGCUGCUCAUGGCGAUUUAUACGAAGUUAUCCGACACUGGAAAACCCAAAGUCCGUCCCGUUUUCAGGUUAAUAUCGCUCGAUUGGUCCCACAACUUUGCUCUGCUAUAGAGUUUGCUCACUCGCGCGGUAUUGCUCACCGCGACAUCAAGCCCGAAAAUGUACUCCUGGAUGACCAAGGAAAUGUCAAACUCGCAGACUGGGGUCUCAGUUGUCAAAUGCGUGUUUCUCAAGACCGUCGUGUAGGCACCGAAAAAUAUUUAGCCCCCGAGGCCUAUGGUGGCCUCUACGACACAUUUUUGGCCGAUUACUGGUCACUAGGCAUUACUCUACUGUUUCUGCUAUUCGGCGCAUGUCCUUUCAAAAGUGCGCAAUUGUCAAAGAACCCGAAAAAUGCCAAUUUUGCACAUUAUGUUGCCAAUCCGCAUAAAUUUAUGUCUGAUUACUACUUUAAGCCUUUGCGCGCUGGUCGUGGCAUCGUGCCCAUCAAUAUUCCUACCCCUAAGGGAGAUGUAACAGUUCUUGAUGGCCCGGCUGGAUGGCUCAGCCUACCUGAACUUGAUCGUCCGGUUUUGGACCGUGAGCAGCUGUUGGAGUCACUGGCAACUUGCAUUGUCACCAAUCUGCUCCAGGUCACUCCUGCUGCUCGAAGUAUGCGAGCAUUCCUGAUACAACUAAGCAGUUUGAUUCCUUUUCCGAGAACAUGCUCGGCUCCUCAAGACGUCGACAAUGAAAUGACCGUGUCGCCUGAACUUGACGCAGAUGACGUGUACGCUAGGUUCUACUUCCCUGGUUAUGCAGCAGAUGCGGACGCAUUGGCAGCUGGGAACUCAAGGGCGGAUCAAUCGAACCAACCAUCCCACUCCGGAAGUACAAGUUCGGGAUCGACCGCUGUGGACAGCUUGGGUUCUGGAAGUAAAUCCCCCAAUUAUGGCGGGCCAAUGCCACAAGAUCGCAAAUACAAGAAAGCGGGCCCCGAAGACUACCUUUCAAAUGAGCUUGAAUGUAAAACUGGAAUCCGCUAG